AGUAAAAAAAAAGAAAAAGAAAAAGAAAAAGAAAAAAGAAUCGCUCUGUUUGUAAACUGUUAACUUGGUUGCUUCAUAUGUAAACGGACACGUAUCCUCAUUCCAAUUUACUACCCAAAAAAAGGUGUCGCCGCCGUUGAAACGGAAUUCUCGCCGGUAAACAAGUUCCGGCCACCAUGACAGAAAAGUUUAGAUUAGGGGAAAGUUCACUUCCAUAUAAGGCCAAAGAAGACCACCAAACUCAGCGAGGAUUUAUGGCAGGUAUACGUGUCACUUAUCAACCGGUUGUUCUGGAAUCUAACCAUAGUCCUGGUCUUGCAAGAGCAGAAGGUCCACCAGGGAUGCAUCCAAAAGUAUACCAUACUCGUAGUUCUAGUGACAAAGAGAAAGCAAAGUACAUGGUUUGGACAAAUGAAAUGGACAAGUGCCUAACUGAGGUACUCGCUGAGCAAGUGAAAAAGGGGAACAAAGUGGAUAAUAUCUUGAAGCCAGCAGCAUUUGCAGGUGCACUGAAAACAUUGAAUGAGAAGUAUGGUAUGUAUGUGACAAAAGGACAAAUAAAAAAUCGACUGAAGACAUGGAGGAAGCAGUUUGGGGUUUUGAAGGAACUCCUUGCUCAUACGGGAUUUAUGUGGAAUGAGACAAAAAAGAUGGUUGUUGCGGAUAACUCUGUUUGGAAUGACUACAUCAAGGUACACCCUGAUGCGAGGAUUUUCCGAGCAAAGUCAAUAGAAAACUAUGAUCAGUUAUGUACUAUCCUUGGAAAUGAUCAAGCAAUUGCAAGUUUUUCUGACAAUGUUACAGAAAUAGAUGUAAACUUUGCCGUUGAUAAGGGGGAUCCAGAUCUUGCCGUUGUGUCUGAAAUACAAACUGAUGGAAACCAGACCAAAUGCCUCAGGUGGACAGCUGAAAUGGACCAUUGGCUUGGAAAGAUUCUUGUAGAACAAGUGAGGAGAGGGCUUAAAGUAGAUAAAGUUUUGCUGACAGAAGCAUAUGACACAGCUGUUUCAGCAAUAAAUGCAAAAUUGGGGCUUCAUCUAACAAAAUGCAAUCUUAAAUAUCGUCUUAAAACUUGGAAGAAACAGUAUGAACUAUUAAAGGAACUUCUGUCUCAUACUGGAUUUAAGUGGGAUGAAACAAAGAAAAUGGUCAUUGCAAAUGAGUCUACAUGGAGUGACUACAUCCGGACACAUCCAGAUGCAAGGACUUUCCGAGGUAGAAUUUUUCAGAACUAUGAUCAGUUUUGCAUUAUCUUUGGCCAUUUUAACAAGCCUUUGCAUUGGGAUGAAUCUGAGCCUUGUGAUGAGCCAGUUGAGGCUCUAAGUGUCUGUCCAGUUAACUAUGAUAUCAAUGUUAAAGAUCAAGGAAGGCAAAUAAGAUGGACAAGUGACAUGGACAGCUGCCUUAGUGAAAUCCUUGUGCAGCAAAUAAAGCAAGGUAACAGAAGCAAAUUUGACUACAAAUUGAAAUCUGCUGCAUUUGAAGCAGCUGUGUUGGUUAUUAAUGAAAAGUUUCAGCUUUAUUUGGUGAAAGAACAUGUUAAAAACCGCCUUAAAACAUGGAAGAAACAGUAUGAUAUUCUGAAGGAACUUAUGAACCAGAGCGGCUUUGAAUGGGACGAGAAGCAAAAAAUGGUCAUUGCAAAUGAUUCUGUAUGGAAUGAAUAUAUAAAGAAAAAUCCUGAUGCUCGGCUUCUUAAAGGGCGAGUUAUCAGAAACUAUGACGAAUUGUGCAUAAUUAUUGGUCAUUGUGAUCCACCAGAUAGUUCCACGAAUGAUGCUUGUGCUAAUAUGGGUAUGACUACAAACGAUAGUGUUAUGGAGGUUCAAGAGACGAACUUUCGUAGAACCAACUCGGCAAAAGAAAAAGGAAAGAAUGUGUCAUGGACAGAUGAGAUGGAUCAUUGCUUGACAGAGUUGCUAUUCAAUCAAGUAAUGUUGGGAAACAAGCUUGAGAAAAAUUUCAAGACCUCAGCAUAUAUAGCUGCACUAAAUGUUCUAAAUGAGAGAUUUGGCCUGAAUAUAACAAAAGAAAACAUUAUAAGCCGGUUGAAAACAUGGAAGAAACAGUAUGGCCUUAUGAAGGAAAUGCUCUCUCAAGGGAGAUUUGAGUGGGAUGAGGAACGGAAGAUGGUUGUUGCAACUGACUUGGAUUGGGAUGCAUACAUUAAGAAACAUCCUGAUGCUAGGCAUUUGAGAGACCGGUGUAUUGAGAACUACCAUGAAUUGGGUAUGAUUGUUGGCAAUGAGCAAGGAAGUGGAAAUUGGUCCGAAAACAUUGAGAUGUUUGACGUAAAUCUUACACCUAACUAUGAAGAACUUGCAGGAACUCCAGCGCCAGUGUUGGCUAAUAAUGUAGAGAUGAGCCAUGAUGGUAAUGCAAGUGAUGAAGUGCAGGGUUCAUCUGAGCAGACAAGGGCAAGGCCUUCAUCAUCACAAUCACAUUCAAAGCAACCGUCAAAAAGAAGACGUACCAGUGAUGUUAUGCUACAAAUGAUGAGUGUUAUGGCUGCAGAUAUCAGUCGAAUAGCUGACGCAUUGAGUGAAAGUAACAAGACUGUGUGCUUGGAGGAAGUAGUUGAAAAGGUACAAAAUAUGCCUGACUUUGAUGAUGAUCUCAUCAUCGAAGCUUGUGAGUAUUUAUGUUUUGAUGAGAAGAGGGCAUUGAUGUUUUUGAAAUUAGACGAGAGAUUAAGGAAAAAGUGGUUGUUGAAAAGAUUGCGUGGUCAAACAGAUGUUUGAAUUAUUUUCUUCUUAGCAUCUUCUUACUUGAGGUACCUCUAGUUUAGGUUGUUACUUUUUGUAAUAAGAAACUAACAUUGAGGGGAAGUGGGAAAAAGUUAUGGAAUGACAAGCUGCUUCAGCUUUCCUUCUGCUGUUUA
Messenger RNA from Cajanus cajan (pigeon pea), 2881 nucleotides. RefSeq lists its product as uncharacterized. Lineage: Eukaryota; Viridiplantae; Streptophyta; Magnoliopsida; Fabales; Fabaceae. The record is from RefSeq and is a predicted model, not a curated record.